Molecule: messenger RNA, 882 nt
Organism: Episyrphus balteatus (marmalade hoverfly)
Lineage: Eukaryota; Metazoa; Arthropoda; Insecta; Diptera; Syrphidae
Product: trypsin-like
Exons: 1
Coding region: 48-839 (263 amino acids)
Biological process (GO): proteolysis
Molecular function (GO): serine-type endopeptidase activity
Source: RefSeq, a predicted model, not a curated record
UUUUAAACUUUAUUCGAAAUCAGUUGUUGUCAAAUUUUUAGCGUAUAAUGUUUCGACAGGCAGUAGUUAUAUUUGUCCUCUUCGGCUGUACCUUGGCCGGUCUAAUUGAGCCUCGAUACAAGCCUGAUGAUUUUGGUGGACGUAUCGUUGGGGGUGAACCAACAACCAUUGAAAAGUUCCCCUACCAAGUGUCCUUGCAAAAAGGUGGAAGUCAUUUCUGUGGAGGAAGCUUAUACUCACCCAAUAUAAUAGUAACUGCAGCCCAUUGCUUACAAAGUGUUAAGCCAAAGGAAAUUAAAGUUCGAUUGGGAUCAGCCAAUUACCAGUCUGGAGGUGAAUAUGUCUCCGUAAGGUCACUCAAAUACCACGAAGGUUAUGACAGCAGCAUCAUGACUAACGAUGUGGCUGUAAUCAGGCUAGACACACCAGUUCGAUACAGCAACAGAAUUCAACCAAUCAAGCUAGCUACUACCAAUCCAAGAACUGGAGCUCCAGCAGUUGUCAGCGGAUGGGGUACUGAAAAAUUCUUAGUUGGAUCAAUUCAGAAAAUUCUUCAACAAGUUCAAGUUGAUAUUGUUUCAAUGGCUGAUUGUUCAUCAACAAAAUAUAAAUAUGGCAGCCAAGUUCGUGAGACAAUGGUGUGUGCUAAUGUUGAAGGAGGUGGCAAGGACGCUUGCCAAGGUGAUUCGGGUGGUCCAUUAGUUUCUGAGGGUAAACUUGUUGGAAUUGUAUCUUGGGGUAAUAUGUGCGCUCGCAAAGACUAUCCAGGGGUAUAUUCUUCAGUUGCUGAUUUGCGUUCGUGGAUAGAAAAGAAUGCUGCUGAAUUGAACGAACAAUAAAAAAAGACAACUUUUCAAUAAAACAAAGUUUAGUGCUUGAUAA